Molecule: messenger RNA, 1325 nt
Organism: Dermacentor andersoni
Lineage: Eukaryota; Metazoa; Arthropoda; Arachnida; Ixodida; Ixodidae
Gene: mRpS9
Product: mitochondrial ribosomal protein S9
Biological process (GO): translation
Cellular component (GO): ribosome; mitochondrial small ribosomal subunit
Molecular function (GO): structural constituent of ribosome; RNA binding
Source: RefSeq, a predicted model, not a curated record
AUCUUGUAUACAGCACGCGAAAACGCAUGGCAUGGAGGCUGCAAUGAAGUCUGCUAGGACCCUCCAACUUAUUUCUAAGUUAAAUGGUUACUGCUCAAUCGCGCAUCUGUCCCCGCCUUUAACUCAUGUACGCUACUGCGCUACCAACGCUGGAGAAAACACGACCAGCAAUGAUUCUCCAGAUAUCCUCCAGUUGCAUUUGCGAGCAGAUUCUAAAGUUCAGAAGAUCAGUAAAGCCAUGAAAGCAUACUUGGAGCGAGCCAAGGCAUACGAUAAUUUUAUAAAGAAAGAGCAAUAUGAGUUUGACCUUGGGAAACGGCAUCUUGCGAACAUGAUGGGUGUUGAUGCCGACGAAAUGACGCAGGAUGACAUUGACAGAGCCAUUCAGUAUUUGAUGCCUUCAGGCCUACAUGAGCCCAAGGCUCGACCAAUAAUGAAGCCUCCCGAAGACGUGUUCCCAAGAGAAAAAGCUGCGCAGUUCGACUAUUCUGGACGGCCGUUUCACUACCUCUUCUACACAACGAGGCCCCACUACUACGCCGUGUUGCAUGAUGCAGUUACUCAUCUGGCAGAACUGAACCGCCUGGAAACCCGUAUGAUCAACAGAGGAGUGGCAGAACCAGCAGCUGAACAAAAGCUAAAUGUUCAAGACAGUAUCUGGCUUCCAAAGAAGGAUCUUGAACUGCUGCUUCUGGAGACAUUGAAAGAUCUUCAGUAUGAGUACUUUGUGAAGACCCUAGAUCGAUUAGUGGAACACCCCUACUCAUUGCAAGCCAAAGAAUUCAUCAUGCGUUACAGAAAACCGAGGAUAUCUACGCUUGUUCGAGAGGAGAUACCGCCGUUGCAAUAUGAUGAAACUGGCAGGCCUUACGCCAAGGCUAAUGGUGCCCGAAAGCAUGCGAGAGCUGAAGUGACUGUCUGGGGCAAUGGCACAGGGAAAGUGAACAUCCAUGGUCACGGCAUCGAGUACUUCACUGAUGUCACAGACAGGGAGCAGAUAAUGUUUCCGCUGCAGUUUACGGGACUCCUAAUGAAAGUUGACAUUGAGGCCACGCUCAACGACGCCGAAGGACCAACUGUCCGUGCAAAUGCCAUACGCCAUGGACUGGCAUUAGCCCUGCGUAGCUUCCUCUCUGAGCAGGAGGUGGAAAAGAUGAGGCUGGCUGGAUUGCUCACAAGGGACCCUCGCCGUAGGGAGCGCAAGAAGCCAGGCCAAGAAGGCUCUCGUCGCAAGUACACUUGGCUUAAGCGGUAGUCAGCACGAAGAGAAGACAUCAGAGUAGUUAUGGUGAUCAUGAAAUAAACAUGAACUACAACCAUUGUCA